This is a messenger RNA of Agrilus planipennis (emerald ash borer), 1316 nucleotides long. RefSeq names its product protein lifeguard 3-like. The record is from RefSeq and is a predicted model, not a curated record. The transcript is spliced from 8 exons. Gene Ontology annotation, cellular component: membrane. Lineage: Eukaryota; Metazoa; Arthropoda; Insecta; Coleoptera; Buprestidae. The coding region runs from base 67 to 1224 and encodes 385 amino acids.
UAUUGCAAAAGAUGUUAAUAUGUAAAUGUCACAUCAGAAUUGCAAAUUAGACUAAUAUUAAAGAAUAUGAAUGGUAAACAAACUUUUUCUCAAAAGGAAAGUGACCAAGAGAGCAAGUAUGAUGAAGAGAACAGAGGCGAUUUAAAACCGGAUAAACAUUGUUACGAUUUUGAAGACUUUGAAAAUAUAUCAGUUGCCAGUGAAACAGAUUCACAAGAGAACAGAGAAGAACUUCAUACUAAUAGUCAACAAAAUACAAUUCACUUACUAACAUUCACAAAAGAUUACAAAAAAAAUAUAGGCCUUCAAAGACAAGCAUCAACGAAUCUAUAUAAUUAUUUUCCAUUACAAUCGCUAAUAAACAAUAACAAAUUGUCUUCGGAUUCGCUCCAGUUGAAGUACCAACGCGAUACUGUAGGAAAUGUUGAAAGUUGUGCUGUUAUUGAAGAGAAACGACUACUAAAUAAAUACAAUAAAAUGCCAAAAGAUUUAACUUUUCGACAACGACUGAAGGUUUACGUGGAACCAUUAGUGCGAUGGGAAACUACUGAGGAUUCUUUUCAACCUGUGGACACUCGGCAUGCUUUUAUGCGGCAAGUAUUUUUAUUCUUGUUUAUUCUUUACUGUGUUACAGUAGGGGGAAUUGCCAUAUUUGCUUUUGUAUCACCCAUAGCACAGUAUUUCAGAGACCAUCGUACGUUAUCUAUAAUCUUAAUAUCUACAAUGCUGGGGCUGUAUGUGAUCCUGCCAUUCGUUCCAGGGUGUUGUGUUCCUUGGCUUCCCACAAAAUACCCGGCUAAUAUUAUGCUUUUGGUUUUAUACAUGUUCCUUGGUAUCAUAGGUUUUGGAGUACUUGCUGCAUUCUAUCCAUACAUUGUAAUUACAGCAGCGGGGCUUCUUUUGGCGAUGGUAGCUUUUGUUAGAGUUUGCUCCAUACCUACAGGGUGCGAUAUCUCUAGCAACCUGUUCAUGUUUAUUGCAGCAGUUUGUACAUUACUACUGGCAGUUACGGCAUGCUUAAUAGUUUAUAUCGUAACAGGAUUGCUACUUUUGUAUAUUAUCUAUUGUGGCAUUGGAAUAGCUGUGUGGAUAGCGGCUAUGGUGCACGUUUUACGGAUAGUAAUGAGUGAUCCUAUGUGUCUAGUCUGUCCGGAAGAUGAGGUACCGGCAGCUAUUUAUAUCUACACUUGCUUCGGUGGAAUGUGCGGAUGUCGAAAUGAUUAAAACCGAAAUGACCGGACUUUUUGCAAGGCGAAGGGGGCGUACAUACGUAAUUAAAUGGUACAUCAAAGAACACUAAUGUAAUCCACUGUAAA